Fibroporia radiculosa is the source of this 1644-nucleotide messenger RNA. RefSeq lists its product as uncharacterized. Gene Ontology annotation, molecular function: calcium ion binding; mannosyl-oligosaccharide 1,2-alpha-mannosidase activity. NCBI's taxonomy places the organism in Eukaryota, Fungi, Basidiomycota, Agaricomycetes, Polyporales, Fibroporiaceae. The coding region runs from base 1 to 1644 and encodes 547 amino acids. The record is from RefSeq and is a predicted model, not a curated record. Gene Ontology annotation, biological process: N-glycan processing; carbohydrate metabolic process. Gene Ontology annotation, cellular component: Golgi membrane; endoplasmic reticulum. The transcript is spliced from 16 exons.
AUGCUCGGCCGUCGCUCUAGCACUAUUGUGUUUGCCCUCGGGUGCUCCUGGGACAUAUUCGGCGCCUUGGGCGGUCCGGUCCAGGCUCCUGUGCUCGUUCUACCACCAGAGGCUGCAGAAUAUCGUCAGAAGACCAUCGAUGUCUUCGAGACUAGCUGGACCGCAUACAAGGAGUAUGCUUGGGGACAUGAUGAUUUGAGCCCAGUCAGCAUGAGCUACUCGGACGCGUACGGUGGUUGGGGGGCGACCAUUGUGGACGCUCUCGAUACUAUUUGGCUUAUGGGGCUCACUGACAUUUUCGAAGAGGCGCUGAAUUUCACCACUUCAGUCGACUUCUCCGUUACACCCACGGACGACCAAAUAGAUCUCUUCGAGACGACGAUCCGAUAUGUCGCUGCAUCGCUGGCAACCUAUGAGCUGAGCGGUUACCAAUAUCCCGCUCUCGUGGAGCAAGCCAAGGUCCUCGUGGACAAAAUGGCUUAUGCAUGGGUCGGGAACAACUCCGUCCCGUACGGAUACAUGAACUGGAACGAGACCACGCCUGUGGUUGGCACCACUAACAUUGCCGAGGCCGGCACUCUCACUAUGGAAUGGGGAACCCUCUCAAAUUUCACCGGAAAUCAGACAUAUCGCAAGCUCAGUGAGGAGUCCGUCAUCUACAUCGCUAAUCUGCCUCCUCCCCUCCCUGCUUUGCCCGCUCAAGAUUUUGAUCCCACUACUGGCCAAUUUGUUGGUUCCUAUGUGUCGUGGGGCGGUGGAUCCGACAGCUAUUUCGAAUACCUUAUCAAAUGGGCUCGUCUUUCGAACACGGACAACAACAUUUUCGCCGAUGCUUGGGCUGCAGCUGUUGAUUCAUCCAUUCAGAACCUUGCAAGGACGUCCACUGUACUCGACUGGCAAUACAUGGCAGAUUGGGAUGCUGGCGAAAUCAUCCAUAUUGGGUCACACCUUGAAUGCUACUUAGCUGGCAACUGGAUGCUUGGCGGCAAGUUGCUGAAUAACGACACUAUCGUCAACUACGGUCUUGCACUCAUGGAAUCUUGCUGGAACACCUAUGCCAGCACUGCUACUGGUAUCGGCCCAGAAUACUUCGGAUACUUCUCAUCUGACGGUAAUUAUACGGGAUCUACUCCAUCAGAUGGGGAUAUCGCGUUCUACGAGAGACAUGGAUUCUUCAUCUACCCCGGCGAAUCCGACUACUACCUGCGCCCGGAGGUACUCGAGUCAAACUUUUACGCAUGGCGUGUGACCGGGGACCCGAAGUACGUGCAGCGCGCCGCCGACGCGCUCGACAGCUUUACGGAAUACCUCCCCGCGCCAUCUGCAUACGCUGGUAUCAACGAUGUCGAUGCGACGGACUCAACAUUCAUCGACGACAUGCAGAGCUUCUGGUUCGCAGAGGUCUUGAAGUACUUGUUCUUGACAUUUAACGACCCCAGUGUCAUCAGUUUGGACGAAUUAUCUCUGGUAGACGUCUUCAACACUGAGGCACACCCCUUCAAGGCUCCACCCGCGAAGGAGGUAUACGGAAGUGGAACACCUCUUAGCACAGAUCCGUCUGCUUUCAGGCCUAUCAGCGCGCCACUUCCUGUGAUCAGCCCUGCGCCCGCUGUUGCCCCACUUCCAGUGAGCUCUGGACUGUGA